Molecule: messenger RNA, 636 nt
Organism: Aspergillus luchuensis
Lineage: Eukaryota; Fungi; Ascomycota; Eurotiomycetes; Eurotiales; Aspergillaceae
Gene: RAB11A
Product: Rab family GTPase
Exons: 5
Coding region: 1-636 (211 amino acids)
Biological process (GO): exocytosis
Cellular component (GO): recycling endosome
Molecular function (GO): GTPase activity; GTP binding
Source: RefSeq, a predicted model, not a curated record
AUGGCUAACGACGAGUACGAUUUUCUCUUCAAAGUUGUCCUGAUUGGAGACUCUGGUGUUGGAAAGUCCAACCUUUUGAGUCGUUUCACCCGUAACGAGUUCAACCUGGACUCCAAGUCCACCAUCGGUGUCGAGUUCGCUACCCGCUCGAUCCAGGUCGAUUCCAAGACGAUCAAGGCUCAGAUUUGGGAUACUGCUGGUCAGGAACGUUACCGUGCUAUCACCUCCGCUUACUAUCGGGGUGCUGUCGGUGCUCUUCUCGUCUACGAUAUCAGUAAGCACCAGACCUACGACAAUGUCAACCGGUGGUUGAAGGAACUCCGGGAUCAUGCCGACUCCAACAUCGUCAUCAUGCUGGUUGGUAACAAGAGUGAUUUGAGGCACCUGCGGGCUGUGCCCACGGAAGAGGCCAAGCAAUUUGCAAGCGAGAACAACCUCUCCUUCAUCGAGACAUCUGCCCUUGACGCCAGCAACGUCGAGCUUGCUUUCCAGAACAUCCUGACAGAAAUCUACCGCAUCGUCUCCAGCAAGGCUCUGGAUGGCGGUGAUGCUGGCCAGACCGUUCUGGGCGACCGCCGCGAUAUGGUGCGGAUCGACGAGUCGGAGGACCCGAAGACCAAGCAGGGAUGCUGUUAA